AUCUAGAUCUAAUGUCAAAACUGUCACAAACUUUUCCAAGCACCUGUCACUUUCGUAAACAUUCAUAAACAUGGCAUCUAACAUCACACCAAAAUCAAUAAGUGCGAUAAUUCUUGGCAUAGCAAGAAUCGUAAAAUUCCCAAGAGCUUUAAGUACAAAACCAUCGGAAGGCUUAUGUUCGAGUAAGGCCAACAGAAAGGGCAAGAAGAAAAAAUGGUUUGUGUUUUCGAAAAAGGAAUGCCAGAAACCGGAGAAGACAGAAGAAAAAUCACCCCCCGAGUUGUGCAGAGAACGAACAGAGGAUCCAGACUUAUCAUCCUUCGGAGGAACACCUUAUAGAACGUGCGGAUCCGCUUACAUCAUCCAGAAAGAACGACUUGCCGAUCCAAAGAUGAAGCCCGAAGACGCCGAACAGAAAAUCCUCGAUAAUCUGGAGAAACAUCCGGAUCUGAAGAACGUCGAGGACACGAUGCCACCCUUCGAAAGUGUCGAGAAAAGAAUGUUGGAUUUAGACGAGAGAAAAUUACACCCGUUGUACAAAAAAUAUAUUUUCCUUCCGAAAAAACCUUCCAAACUUCCAGUUCCCAAAUUCACGUACAAAUCUAGAAGCGGUCCAGUAAGCAGCGAUGAAAUCCCGUUGAAGCUGAAAUGUAAAGAAUAUAUGGAGAAAAAAAAUAUAUUCUAUGAUUUCAAGCGAGUAGAUCCACCCAGGCAGCUGCUGGCGAGAAUGUUGGAAAUGCAGCUCAACGAAAAACCGACGAUGGAAAAGAAAAGCGGACCGAAAAAUGUUAACGAGUUGAAAGUCGAUGAAGUAUUGAAAGUGUAACUUGAAUUUUGAUUAAUAUUUUAUUUCGUUUUUCAUAAAUACAAUUUUUAGAUAAAAUAA
Messenger RNA from Leptinotarsa decemlineata (Colorado potato beetle), 886 nucleotides. RefSeq lists its product as uncharacterized. The record is from RefSeq and is a predicted model, not a curated record. NCBI's taxonomy places the organism in Eukaryota, Metazoa, Arthropoda, Insecta, Coleoptera, Chrysomelidae.